UUUUUUUUUUCUUUUUUUUUUUUCCUUUUCUUUUAUUUCGGACGUCGGCACGCGCAGAGGACUGUGUAAUUCAAAGGGGGGGGAAAAAAAAGAACAGAAGAAAAGAUCACGUCAAGACUUCGCGAUCCAGGAUCAGAACAAAAGACGGACCUAGCUUUCUUUGAAUUGUACGUCAAGAAUGGUUACUAUAAUCAGCACCAUGGAAACCCAGGUGUCUAACGGUCCAAGCGGAACCAGUAUGCCCAACGGUCCAGUCAUCAGCACCAACGGCUCCACGGACGACAGCAAAACCAACCUGAUCGUAAACUAUCUGCCUCAGAACAUGACCCAGGAGGAGUUCAAGAGUUUGUUCGGUAGCAUCGGAGAAAUUGAAUCCUGCAAGUUAGUCAGGGACAAAAUCACAGGUCAGAGUUUGGGAUACGGAUUUGUCAACUACGUGGAUCCAAACGAUGCGGACAAGGCCAUCAACACGCUCAACGGUCUCAAACUGCAAACCAAAACAAUCAAGGUAUCAUAUGCCCGGCCAAGCUCGGCUUCUAUUCGUGACGCCAACCUUUAUGUAAGUGGACUCCCCAAGACCAUGAGCCAAAAAGACAUGGAGCAGUUGUUCUCCCAAUACGGUCGCAUCAUCACAUCCCGCAUCCUAGUGGACCAAGUUACAGGCAUAUCGCGAGGAGUGGGCUUUAUUCGAUUUGACAAGCGAAACGAAGCAGAGGAGGCCAUCAAAGGUUUGAACGGACAGAAGCCUUUGGGCGCCGCUGAGCCCAUCACUGUUAAAUUCGCAAACAAUCCCAGUCAGAAGACGGGCCAGGCCUUACUGACUCAGCUGUACCAGACCGCCGCCCGCCGAUACACCGGGCCCCUGCACCACCAGACCCAGCGAUUCAGUGUGAUCCCUUCACUUGGAAAGGGACCAGACCCAAAUAGCAGCUCAAAACCAAUACUCGACAAUUUACUAAACGCCAGCUACGGAGUCAAGAGCUCUCCUGCUCUUUUCCCCAGAUUCUCGCCCAUCACCAUCGACAGCAUGACCAGCCUGGCCGGCGUCAACCUCACCGGUCCGACCGGAGCCGGCUGGUGCAUCUUCGUGUACAACCUGUCCCCGGAGGCGGACGAGAGCGUCCUGUGGCAGCUCUUCGGGCCGUUCGGCGCCGUCACCAACGUCAAGGUCAUCCGUGACUUCACCACCAACAAAUGCAAGGGCUUCGGCUUCGUCACCAUGACCAACUACGACGAGGCUGCCAUGGCCAUCGCCAGCCUCAACGGCUACCGCCUGGGCGACCGCGUGCUGCAGGUGUCCUUCAAGACCAGCAAGCAGCACAAGGCCUGAGCGAGCGAGCGAGCGAGGGCGCGAGGCCGACCCUGACGCCGACGACUUCGACCCGCGGGAGGGGGGGGAGCAGACUGAGUUUCCUGUUUUGUCACUCCACAAACCGGCCUGGACUGAGUCUCUUGGCCGACCUCUGACUCUCUCUCUCUCUUUCUUUCUAUCUCUCUCUCUCUUUCUUUCUCUCUCUCUCUCUCUCUCUCUCUCUAAAACAUUUCUACACAAAUUCAAAGUAUAUUAUCGCAGAGCAAAGACAUGCAGAUAAUCACAGAGACACAUACCCGAACACACACACGUGGCCAAACAUAUCCAUACGCGGGGCAUACACACGUGAGAGUUUUUCAACCGACACACCAGUGGAGUUUUUCGUUUUUUUUUUUUCUCCCUCUUCACACGACAUGCUAGUCCUUCCCCUCCGUUUGCCUGGAUUGAAUUAGAAGGCGCCCAAAGCCGGUUUGCCGGCGGGUCGCGAGUGUGAGCGCAGUUUUUGUUUUGUUUUUUCCGCGGAAUGUGUACCGAUCGCUCAUUGAUUGAAUUCAGGCAAAUGACGACGAACAAAAAAAAAAAAAAUGAGCGAAAAAAAUCUAAACGAACAAAUAUGUGCAAUUUUCCCUCCAAACUCUUACCCCCCUAACCCCCCCCCCCAAUAUCUCUCCAACCCUUCCUGCUGGAGUGGAUGAAGUCACUUUUUUUACACUUUAAGAAUUUUGAAUCAGCAAUUUUUUUAGAUCAAAGAAAAGUAAAUGGAAAAAAAAAAAAAACACACACACAGUGUUCUCUUAUAUACGUCUAUUGAAAUAUAACUAUAUAUUCAAUAUUUAAGGUGGUCAUAAUAGCCAAGUAUGUAAGCAUUUUCUAGAAACUUUUUGACUACUGUUUCCUGACCUGCGUUAGCUGGUGCCUAGCUUAAACAACAGGCAGUUUCUCUAACCCCCCCGUCAAAUUUCAACCCGGCGCCGGAAAAAGAGCGUUUGCGGUGGCUGUCAGCGUUAGGGCGAGAAGUGCGAUUGUCGGCGGCAAAAAGUCUAGAUACAGGAUGUUUUCUGAGUCUAUCCUCCACAUGAAGUCAAGGCAUACGGGUUGUGUCUGUAAACUCCGAGCAGACGGGCAGUACUUGCGUGGUGACGGCGUUCAUUAGCAAUUCUGGAGUGGGUAAAAGAGAGAGAGAGAGAGACGAGAAGCUAAAAUUGAGAGAGAGAGAGAGAGAGAGAGGCAGUCACGAAACAGCGAGAAAAAUUACCGGUGUCCUGGCCAAUUUUGCGUCGUUUUCAAAAAAAAAAACAAAAAAAACCAAACAAUUGCACAUUAGUCGAUAUUGUCGUUCGAGGCAGUACGAGUUUGCAUGGCUUCGACGGCCUUUGAUCCGGUUUGUUUCAUCGCGUGAAUGAAGAGUCGACGGGAACAGAUUGAGUUUGUUUCCGAACGUCGACUGCUGCUGUGCUUGUCGCAUAAUAGGGAUUCAAAGCUGCGGGGGGAAAGGGAAAAAAAAAAAAAAAAAGAAAAAAGUUACUCAGAAAACAAUGGGCUGAACAACACUGAACAAGGUCUAGACAGGUCUGCAUAAAUGAGCAAAAGAAGCCACAGCACCGGUAUCGUUCUCUUGGCUGAACGCGCAGAUAGGAGCUAACUGAGCAAAUGAGGUCAACAUUUUUUUGCAUUUCAGCAAAAAAAAAAAAAAAAAUGAAAAGAAGAAAAGUGGCCUCUGCCGUACGAGUAAUCCAUCGAGCAGAUAAAAUAGGCCGCGGUCCCUAACGGCUGCACAUUUACAGCAGACCGGGGAGGAGUCGCAGUCGCAGUCGCGCGAGCGAUGAUACCCGACACAGCUACGCUUAUCGACGAUCCUUUGAGGAUGGAUAAACCAACCGCUUGCGUUUCUCAUCGGUUUCAUUUGAAGCCCCCCCUCGAUUCUGACCUCUCUGAAAACAACUGUACGAAACAACAACAACAACAACAACAGGACUCAAAACACACGAUGUCACACCCGCGUACGAUUCUGGCAAGAACUGGAAAGCCAGUCAAACA
Molecule: messenger RNA, 3349 nt
Organism: Cynoglossus semilaevis (tongue sole)
Lineage: Eukaryota; Metazoa; Chordata; Actinopteri; Pleuronectiformes; Cynoglossidae
Gene: elavl3
Product: ELAV like neuron-specific RNA binding protein 3
Exons: 8
Coding region: 179-1330 (383 amino acids)
Cellular component (GO): ribonucleoprotein complex
Molecular function (GO): RNA binding
Source: RefSeq, a predicted model, not a curated record